Molecule: messenger RNA, 2315 nt
Organism: Elgaria multicarinata webbii
Lineage: Eukaryota; Metazoa; Chordata; Lepidosauria; Squamata; Anguidae
Gene: PACSIN2
Product: protein kinase C and casein kinase substrate in neurons 2
Exons: 11
Coding region: 144-1601 (485 amino acids)
Biological process (GO): plasma membrane tubulation; regulation of endocytosis; actin cytoskeleton organization
Cellular component (GO): endosome; plasma membrane; cytoplasm
Molecular function (GO): protein binding; phospholipid binding
Source: RefSeq, a predicted model, not a curated record
CGAGGUCAGGAAGGGAGGGGCGCUGGUGGUGGGAGUCGCCCGUCCGCUCGUUCUUUCCCGGAGAGACUCGUCAGCGCAGCACCUUCUGAGCCUCUGAAGAACCAGUAUUUACAAGAGACCGGAGUGCAAUUGGGCAUCUGGAGAUGUCUGGCUCGUACGAUGAUGCUGUUGGACUAGAGGUUUCUAGUGAUAGCUUCUGGGAGGUGGGAAACUAUAAGCGGACAGUGAAACGCAUUGAUGAUGGUCACAGACUUUGCGGUGAUCUUAUGAACUGCAUUCACGAGCGUGCAAGGAUAGAGAAGGGCUAUGCUCAGCAAUUAACAGAAUGGGCAAAAAGGUGGAAACAACUUGUAGAAAAAGGGCCACAGUAUGGGACUGUUGAAAAGUCUUGGCAUGCAUUAAUGUCUGAAGCAGAAAAAGUGAGUGAACUACAUCUAGAAGUAAAAGCUUCUCUAAUGAAUGAGGAUUUUGAAAAGAUAAAGAACUGGCAGAAGGAUUCCUUUCAUAAGCAAAUGAUAGGUGGAUUUAAGGAAACCAAAGAAGCCGAAGAUGGAUUUAGGAAAGCUCAGAAACCGUGGGCCAAAAAGCUAAAAGAGGUGGAAGCUUCUAAGAAAGCGUAUCAUGUAGCCUGCAAAGAGGAAAAACUUGCUGUAUCCAGAGAGGCUAAUAGCAAAGCUGACCCAGCUCUGAAUCCAGAACAACUAAAGAAACUGCAGGACAAAGUGGAUAAAAGUAAACAGGAUGUUCUUAAGACAAAGGAUAAGUAUGAAAAAUCUCUUAAAGACCUGGAUGGUACUACACCUCAAUAUAUGGAAAAUAUGGAGCAAGUUUUCGAACAGUGUCAGCAGUUUGAGGAAAAACGUCUCCGUUUCUUCCGAGAAGUAUUGUUGGAAGUUCAGAAACAUCUUGACUUGUCUACUGUUACAAGCUAUAAAAAUAUUUAUCGUGAAUUGGAGCAGAACAUUAAAGCAGCAGAUGCUAUUGAAGAUCUAAGGUGGUUCAGAGCUAAUCAUGGUCCAGGCAUGUCGAUGAACUGGCCCCAGUUUGAGGACUGGUCAGCUGAUCUGAAUCGCACUCUCAGUAGAAGAGAGAAGAAAAAGGCUGCAGAUGGAGUGACACUGACUGGUAUUAACCAGACAGGAGAGCAAGUUUCACAGCAUAAUAAAAAUAGCAGCAGCCUUAGUGUCCCGAGUAACACAGUGCAGUCAGUACAGUCAAGUUACAAUCCCUUUGAAGAUGAAGAGGAUACUGGAAGUACUGUCAGUGAAAAGGAGGACAAUAAAAUCAAAAAUGUUAGCAGCUAUGAGAAAAACCAGAGUUAUGGCACAGAGUGGUCUGACGAAGAAACCAGCAAUCCAUUUUCAUCCAAUGAUGCCCAGGGAGAAACUAAUCCAUUUGAUGAAGAUGUCUCCCCUACAAUGGAGGUGAGAGUACGAGCAUUGUAUGACUACGAAGGCCAAGAGCAUGAUGAACUCAGCUUUAAGACUGGGGAAGAGCUAACUAAAAUUGAAGAUGAAGAUGAACAAGGAUGGUGCAAAGGUCGUCUAGACAACGGACAAGUUGGCCUCUAUCCAGCAAACUAUGUAGAAUCAAUCCAGUGACAAAUAAUUCUAAAAGUGCUGUAGUAACUGUCAGCGGGUAUGAUGCUUAUGGCUCACAGAGAGGGGAACUGAAAUGUGUAUAUAUUUAUUUUAAUGCAAUUGAAUGAUGGAUUAAUAUCUUGUCCCCUGGGAAAUCAUCUAACUAUUCAAACUGGACCUGGGAAAAGGUAGGCAGCCAACACACAGGUCAGAACAACUGGGAUAGAGUUGAAAAAGUAGUACAGCAAGAAAAUGAUAUUUUUAGUACGUAUUGACAAUUUACUGUUUUAUCAUGACUUUUUGUAUAUUAUUUCAGAAUUUGCUAAAUUAAUGCCUCAUUCCCAGUAUUUUGGGUGGUGGCUUAUGUUGACUCUUGUUUAGUCAGUUAUUUUAAGUGACCUUCAGUAAUUUACAACUUGAUUUUUUUUAAAAAAACUGCAAUUUUGUAUAUGUUCUUAGCAAUAUUUGAAAUAUGCAUUUUUUAUUUAAAGACUAUCUGGUCUGCUGUUUUUUCAUGUCUGGUUCAUCAACUACUACUACUUAAAUUAUGAUAUAUAUAUAUAUAUAUAUAUAUAUAUAUAUAUAUAUUCCCAAGUCCACAUUGUACUGUCAAUUUUUUCAUGCUUUCAGCAUGGCGUAAUGGUAUAAUAUGCCAUAUUAUGUCUGUUACAGAAGAUUGUAGCAGAACUGUCUGCAAAUAUUAAAGUUUGGGUUUCUCUUGCGAAUGCGGUUGAU